Messenger RNA from Drosophila persimilis, 2375 nucleotides. RefSeq names its product zinc finger protein rotund. The record is from RefSeq and is a predicted model, not a curated record. The transcript is spliced from 2 exons. Gene Ontology annotation, biological process: regulation of transcription by RNA polymerase II. Gene Ontology annotation, cellular component: nucleus. NCBI's taxonomy places the organism in Eukaryota, Metazoa, Arthropoda, Insecta, Diptera, Drosophilidae. Gene Ontology annotation, molecular function: DNA-binding transcription activator activity, RNA polymerase II-specific; RNA polymerase II cis-regulatory region sequence-specific DNA binding. The coding region runs from base 1 to 2124 and encodes 707 amino acids.
AUGCCGCGUUGCCUGAUAGCGAAGAAAUGGAAGGCCUAUCCCUGGCUGGAUCGGUCCGAGGACAAUACACAACAGUCGCAGGAACAGCAGCAGCAUCAGCAGCAGCAGCAGCAGCAGCAAAAUGCCACAAAUACAUCGACUACUUCCAGAGAUGAAGAUCUAUCGCAUCUCAAAUCGCGUCGCUCCACCCUCGACGAUGACGAGGAGAUCGAUGUUGUGGGCGAUAAAUUUCUGACCAAGUUGGAAAAACAACGCACAACCAUUGCCUCAGUAGCAGCAACAGCAGCAGGAGCCACCGCCGCAGAAGCCACAAAUAACAGCAACAGCAACAGCAGCAACAGCAACAGCAACAACAGCAACGAGAGCACAACAGCAACAGUGACAGCAACAACCACGACAUCGGCCAAGUGCUGGGGUCCAAGCUCCCCCACGGCGGGCACCACGGCGCCCAGUCCGCCACCCCACUCGCCGGAGGCGGCGACGCGAGUGGCCAGCAAUGUUUACAACGGCUACACCCGCGAACUGUCCCCGCUGCACUACACCGCGUACCUGCCCCGAAUGGAGAGCGAGAUCACCGUCAUCCGUGCCGCGGCCACAGCCCUGGUGGCAGCCGCCUCCGGCAACGGAAGCAGUCCCGCCGGAGAUCAGCAUCUGGCCUCGUACCAGACACCGCCGUCGUCCACCACAUCGUCGCCCUCGUGCUCGCCCAGCGGCGCUGGCGAUCGGAUGGUGGACCGCUACAGUCCGCACAUCAAGAUGGAAACCGGCCAGACAUCGAGUGAGCGCAAGUGCUUCAGCAGCACGGGAGCCACACUGUCGCUGCCCCCCAAGAAGAAGGACAUUUACCGGCCGUACUCGCUGGACGACAAGCCGACGCAUGGCUACCGCAAGCGGAUCCCGGCCGAGGAGGACCUGCACGCGGCCCAUGCCAUAUUGGACCUGAGCGCCUCGACCGCCUUCCAUCCGCCCACGCAGCCACACCAGCUGCAGCAGCAGCAGCAGCAACAGCAACAGCAGCAGCAUCAACAGCAUCAACAGCAUCAACAGCAUCAUCAACAGCAUUCGCAUCACUUGCCCCUGCAGCAGCAGCAGCAGCAGCAGCACGCUCUGGUCCACAACCACUCCCACUCCGCGUCCUUCGAGGCGCAUGCGCAUCUACGGAGCACGUCAUCGAUUGCCGAAUUGGCUGCUGCAGCCAGCGCGGUGAACGAACAACGCCCCUCGAGCAACGCCUCGAGUGCCAGCUCCCAGCACGCGAUGCCCAGCAGCCCGGCCAGCAGCAGCCACGGGAGCAUCCUCAGCUGCAGCGGCAGCGGCAGUGGCAGCAGCGUGCAAAACGAGAACAGCAACACGACCAACACGAACCAGGACUGCGACGGCGGGUCGGUGGACGGGGAGGCGGGCGGCACGCAGGCGGCCAAGACGGUGGCCUACACCUACGAGGCCUUCUUCGUGAGCGACGGCCGCUCCAAGCGGAAGCAUGUGGCAGAUCCGGCCGCCGUGGUGGUGCAGGACCAGCAGAAGACCAAGUACACCUGCUCCGAGUGCGGCAAGCAGUACGCCACAUCAAGCAACCUGUCGCGCCACAAGCAGACGCACCGCUCCCUGGACUCACAGUCGGCCAAGAAGUGCCACACUUGCGGCAAGGCGUACGUGUCCAUGCCGGCCCUGGCCAUGCACGUGCUGACGCACAAGCUCUCGCACAGCUGCGGCGUCUGCGGCAAGCUCUUCUCGCGCCCCUGGCUGCUCCAAGGCCAUCUGCGCUCCCACACCGGCGAGAAGCCGUACGGCUGUGCGCACUGCGGCAAGGCCUUCGCGGAUCGCUCCAACCUCCGCGCCCACAUGCAGACGCACUCCGUCGACAAGAACUUCGAGUGCAAGCGCUGCCACAAGACGUUUGCGCUCAAGUCGUACCUCAACAAGCACCUGGAGUCGGCCUGCCUCAAGGACGAGGAGGAGCUGAUGAUGGCCAUGUCGCUGCACGGCCACGGCGGCGACAGCAACAGCGAGAGUGGCGCCAGCAUGGCCUCCUCGCCCCCGCACGAGUUCCUCGAGCGCGUCAAAGUGGAGUGCCCCAAUGGCGGGGCAGGAUCGGGACUGGGUGGCAACACCUAUGCCAUGUAAUGCGGGAAUGUAAUGUUGAGUAAGUUGCAGUAAUGGCUGCAGGAUGGCAGUGCUGCAGGAUUGCAGGACUGCAGGGCUGCAGGACUGCAGGGCUGCAGUGCUGGUUAGUUAAUUUACCGUUAAUGUUAAAGUUACCGUUACCAUUUACAACUAGGCUAACCGAUAGCAGUUUUUUUUAUAGAAUACGAAUACGAUGCAUACAUCACAAUACGUCCAAAAGCAAAGUGUAGUAGAGUAACACAGAGACUGUA